Messenger RNA from Ambispora leptoticha, 170 nucleotides. NCBI's taxonomy places the organism in Eukaryota, Fungi, Glomeromycota, Glomeromycetes, Archaeosporales, Ambisporaceae. The record is from the annotation of a GenBank genome assembly.
AUGGACAUGCUCUUUUCCUAUCCAAAAGCUAGUGACUUUAUUAUCACGAAGAAGCUUGUGACUUUUUAUCAUCGAGAAGAGACCAGAAAAGACAUUAUAUACGAUACUAAUAGAGGCAUAGAUUUGCCGUGGUGGAAAUCAGAGUUCAGCACGUAUACAACACAUACGGG